This is a messenger RNA of Cornus florida, 1377 nucleotides long. RefSeq names its product protein LOW PSII ACCUMULATION 1, chloroplastic. NCBI's taxonomy places the organism in Eukaryota, Viridiplantae, Streptophyta, Magnoliopsida, Cornales, Cornaceae. The transcript is spliced from 4 exons. The record is from RefSeq and is a predicted model, not a curated record. Bases 152 to 1126 code for a protein of 324 amino acids.
AUUUUGGGUGUGGAAGGGCGCACCGUGGCACUACAAUGAUCAUCCAAACGACCCAAAGCGCAGAAUAGCCUCGCACUAGUUUCAUGUUAGCGACCUAUAUCAACUGCUGCCUGGUUCUGCUGCUUCUUCUUCUGCUUCGCGGACAGUAGCCAUGACCGCAGUGGCUCAACUUUCCUACAUAAUCGGGUGCCCUAAUUUUUAUCAACUGGGAUUUUCCCGCCAGAUUUCCAUUCGCAAUCUGAACACUGGGUUAACUCCCUCCAUCAAUUCAGCAUUUCGCAUAUCACGCACUACAAGCCCACCACUCUCCUCCUCCAUCACAUGUUUUGCCGCCAAUAAGCCCUCUUCCUCUACCGAAAUCAGUUCUACGGCCAAAAUACGGAGUGAAGUUCUUUCUCCCUUCCGAUCUGUUCGGAUGUUCUUUUAUCUUGCUUUCAUUGCAAGUGGGACUCUUGGUGGACUAAUAGCCAUGACACGGCUGAUUUCUGCACUGGUAAAUGCAUCAAGAGCAGCUGAAGUCCCUGAUAUUCUUAAUGGUCUUGGCAUAGACAUUGGAGCGGUCUCUAUCUUUGCUUUUCUUUAUUCUAGGGAGAAUAAUGCUAAGAAUGCACAAUUGGCUAGACUUGCAAGAGAAGAAAACCUCUCCAAUCUUAAGCUCCGUGUGGACGAAAAGAAGGUUAUUCCUGUUAGUGCUUUAAGAGGAAUUGCCCGUCUUGUCAUCCUUGCUGGCCCCGCACCAUUCCUUGUAGAGGCUUUCCAACUUAGUAAACCUUUCACAAAGGGCCUUUUGGAACGAGGGGUGCUUGUGGUGCCUUUUGCUACAGAUGGGAGUUCGCCUAGUUUUGAAUUUGAAGAGAGUGAGGAGAUGGAUUUAACUAGCAAGCGGAAGAGGCUUUGGCAACUGGUUCCUGUUUUUGCCCCUGAGUGGUCCAUGUGGCUAGAUGAACAAAAGAAACUUGCCAAUGUCUCCCCUGAAUCUCCCGUGUAUAUAUCUCUACGCAUGGAUGGUCGUGUUCGUGGAAGUGGUGUUGGUUACCCUUCUUGGAAUGCUUUUGUUGCACAAUUACCACCAGUGAAGGGAAUGUGGUCAGGAAUCCUUGAUGGCAUGGAUGGAAGAGUUCUAUAAAAAAAAAAUGUCCUUUUUGUUUUUUGCCUUCUGAAGGUCAGAUUCUCCAUCAACUCACAUCAAUCGAAAUAGCUUUCUCCAUUCUUUGUUAUAAGAUUUUGUUUCACUGUGUAUCAGAAUGUCAGUUGGUUCAUAAAACAUUUUAAAACAUUUUGACUUGUUGCAAAUUUAUCAAUUGUAUUUUAACAAUUAUCUCUAGUGCUUCUGAGAACAUUUGGUCACCGGUUUGCAAUAAAAAUGAAGUGUAAAAA